Molecule: messenger RNA, 2695 nt
Organism: Jaculus jaculus (lesser Egyptian jerboa)
Lineage: Eukaryota; Metazoa; Chordata; Mammalia; Rodentia; Dipodidae
Gene: Nck1
Product: NCK adaptor protein 1
Exons: 4
Coding region: 242-1375 (377 amino acids)
Biological process (GO): negative regulation of endoplasmic reticulum stress-induced eIF2 alpha phosphorylation; negative regulation of PERK-mediated unfolded protein response; positive regulation of endoplasmic reticulum stress-induced intrinsic apoptotic signaling pathway
Molecular function (GO): ephrin receptor binding
Source: RefSeq, a predicted model, not a curated record
UCUCCGCGAGCUUUUGGCUGGGGCGGUGUGUCCUGUGGAAGAACCCAUCGCCGUCGGCUCGCUAGUUUGGGGUUUCCGUCCCAUUUCCUAUUGUGCGGAAUUCCGCCCAAGUUCACGGUCGGCUUCGGUUCAAGGGCUGAGGGCCGUCUUUAUAAUCGCUCGGUCCAUUGUCGGACUGAUCAGAAAUCCACCGAACGUCAUUCUGCCCCGUUAUGUUAGUUAGUGCUGGAGCUGUUGAAAGAUGGCAGAAGAAGUGGUGGUUGUAGCCAAAUUUGACUAUGUGGCCCAACAAGAACAAGAGCUGGAUAUCAAGAAGAAUGAGAGGUUAUGGCUUCUGGAUGAUUCUAAAUCCUGGUGGCGAGUUCGAAAUUCCAUGAAUAAAACGGGUUUUGUCCCUUCUAACUAUGUGGAAAGGAAAAAUAGUGCUCGGAAAGCAUCUAUUGUGAAAAACCUAAAGGAUACUUUAGGCAUUGGAAAAGUGAAGAGAAAACCUAGUGUUCCAGAUACUGCAUCUCCUGCCGAUGAUAGCUUUGUUGACCCAGGGGAACGUCUCUAUGACCUCAACAUGCCUGCUUAUGUGAAAUUUAACUACAUGGCUGAGAGAGAAGAUGAAUUAUCACUGAUAAAAGGGACCAAGGUGAUCGUCAUGGAGAAAUGCAGUGAUGGGUGGUGGCGUGGUAGCUACAACGGACAAAUUGGAUGGUUUCCUUCAAACUAUGUAACUGAAGAAGGUGACAGUCCUUUGGGUGAUCAUGUGGGUUCUCUGUCAGAGAAAUUAGCAGCAGUUGUCAACAACCUAAAUACAGGGCAAGUAUUGCAUGUGGUACAGGCUCUUUACCCAUUCAGCUCAUCAAAUGACGAAGAACUCAAUUUUGAGAAAGGUGAUGUAAUGGAUGUUAUUGAGAAGCCAGAAAAUGACCCAGAGUGGUGGAAAUGCAGGAAAAUCAAUGGCAUGGUUGGUCUAGUGCCAAAAAACUAUGUUACCAUUAUGCAGAAUAAUCCAUUAACCUCAGGUUUGGAACCAUCACCUCCACAAUGUGAUUACAUUAGGCCUUCACUCACUGGAAAGUUUGCUGGCAAUCCUUGGUAUUAUGGCAAAGUCACCAGGCAUCAAGCAGAAAUGGCAUUAAAUGAAAGAGGGCAUGAAGGGGAUUUCCUCAUCCGUGAUAGUGAAUCUUCGCCAAAUGAUUUCUCAGUAUCACUAAAAGCACAGGGGAAAAACAAGCAUUUUAAAGUCCAACUAAAAGAUACUGUCUACUGCAUUGGGCAGCGAAAAUUCAGCACCAUGGAAGAACUUGUAGAACAUUACAAAAAGGCACCUAUUUUUACAAGUGAACAAGGAGAAAAAUUGUAUCUCGUCAAGCAUUUAUCAUGAUACUGCCGAUCACACAGCUUUAAUUCGCCAUGCAAUUGAAGACUGAGAAAAUAGCGGUCCAGUUGUGCUUGAUUGGAAAUUGCUGUUUCUAACUCUGUAUGAGAAUGAACUAUAUAAUACAUACAUAUUUUUGUUAUAGCUCGAUCCAUACAUACAUAUAUACUACGUAUGCACUGCAUCUGCUUUGAAGAAUUCUUUAUUUUUGCUCUCCUAUUUUACCAUUUCUUUGCUGUUUUUCUCUUCUAACAAUUAAAGGUUUUGCAUUUUGAAAAAAAAUCAGAAAAUGCAGAUCAGAGUCUUUAUAUAGAAAAUUUCUUGGUUGCCUUUAUUUCCUUGCAAAGGCACCCUAUAUGUUCCGCCAUAGUUUCUCUUCAUAGAAAAUUAUAUCUAUAUAUGGCAUAUGCUAAAAUAUUAUUUCUUGGAAAACAUUAAUCUUUUCUGUGACUAAAUAGCAAUAAUAAAUGGAAAAUUAGAAAUUAUUUUCAGGUAUUGUAUCUGUCACAAGCCAUUGUAAAUAUCAAGUAUGUUGUAUGUGCCAUUUAAAAAAAAAUUCAUUGUCUUUAUUGUACCACAGAACAGAUUGAACAUAGGUUAGGAACAUCUUGCAUAUUUUAAUUUAUGACUUUAAACAGAAAUCACCAAAUUAUUAAGAAUUUUUUACCUAGAUAUUCAGAAGAGCAAAGCAGUGUUUGACAUAUUUAGCUUUUAAAAUUAAAUGGAUGUUUUAGUGUUGUUUUCUCUACUAGUGUAACUUGACCAAAGUAUGUGAAAAUUAUGCCAAUGUGAAGUGAGUUGUGGCUAAGUUUUUGGGAAGUAGUAGAUAGUGAGAUGUGUGAGUUUGUUUGUUCUUCCUUUCCUUCUAAACCUCAGUAAGGGAUAGUGAUUCCUUUUUGAAUCCUUCUAACUCAUCCACCUACCAUCCCUCCCCCAUUUCCUUCUUUUUAUGUAUUUAAAUUUUAUUUUAUUUUUGUAGUGUAGUGCUGGAGAGCCAAUGUAAUGCUAUUUUAGCCUCCCCCCCCCCAAAAAUCAGAUUAGGCUUAUUUUUAAACUGUAGCACUGCUGGGAUUGAUCCCCAAGAUUCACACAUGCUGAGCAGUGUUCCCUCUAGAGUGUUCUACCACUGAGUGAUUCCUCUAGCCCCUCCUUUGAUAUUUGAGCUUUGUAAACUGGGACACUAAAAUGGUAUACCUAAGCCGAGUAUGGUGGUGUGUGCCUUUAAUCCCAGCAUUUGGGAGGCAGAGGUAGGAGGAUUGCCAUGAGUUCUAAGUUUGAGGCCACCCUAAGCCUACAUAGUGAAUUCCAGGUCAGCCUGAGCUACCG